GUGAUAACUGCAGAUCCUGAAUGUCGCAUUCAUGGGAGUCUUACUGUUGUGUGCUUUCGCAGAAUGGUUUAUGUGGCUGGCUGCAUUUGUUUAUUGCCUGUACCAGGUGUAUAAGAAAGCGGAAUGCGCGUCAACGCAGCUCCUUGCAGUUGUAAACAUUUGCUCUUUUUCUAUUCUCAGAUUGGCGUUCCUGCCCGUCAUGCUGGUUACCCUGCCGUUGCCUUCUCGGAUUGUACAAUACUUUCCCGAAAGAAUGGUUUGGUUUUUCCAGUGGUUCGCCUUUUGGACCUUUGCAGCUUUGUUGAUGCUCCCCUGGAUGCUAGCCGUUUACUCCCAUGUCAUACACUCCUUAGGCCGAAAGAAGUUGGCAAAUAUCGUGUUAAAUGAACACACUGCACCCAAAGUCAUCAUUUUCAUGCCUUGUUACAAUGAACAACUUGAUGUUCUUCUUACGGCAAUCGACUCUAUUGUUGAGUGCGAUUAUCCCACACCUUGUCUUCACAUCUUUCUUUCCUUUGAUGGCGAACAAGAAAAAGAUUCCUACGCCAAAACGCUCGAAAGGCUUGACAUACCAGCUUCUAUUAGCAAAUACCCGGGAGCCAUUGACAUUGUUCGCAAUGGUGUGAGAAUCACCGUCUCCAAGUUUCCUCAUGGAGGCAAACGGCAUUGUCAGAAGCUCACGUUUCAGCUUGCGGAGAAGAUGUACGGCGAAUACGCGGCACAACGCGAUGACUUAUUUGUGUUAUUUAUCGAUUCAGAUUGCAUACUUAACGAUGUCUGUAUUCAGAAUUUCAUGUAUGAAAUGGAAUUAAAGCCUGGCGGCAAGAAAAAGCUGCUGGCAAUGACCGGCGUCAUUACUUCUACCACGGGAAAGAACUCUCUAAUUACGCUACUUCAAGAUAUGGAAUAUAUCCAUGGGCAGCUAUUUGAGAGAUGUGUAGAAUCCUGCUGCGGCUCAGUUACUUGUCUGCCCGGCGCGCUCACUUGCAUACGAUUCUCAGCACUUCGAAAACUUUCCAAGGAAUAUUUCUCGGACCAUGUUGAAAACUGCAAGGACAUUUUCGAUUUUGGCAAGACACACCUCGGAGAGGACAGAUGGCUAACGCAUCUUCUCAUGGUCGGAGCACAGCGAAGCCAUCAGAUCAAAAUGUGCCCGGGAGCGUUCUGUAAGACCGAAGCAGUUCAGACGUUUAAGAGCUUGAUCAAGCAACGCCGCAGAUGGUUUCUCGGCUUCAUCACGAAUGAGGCUUGCAUGAUGACCGACAUACGUAUCUUCAAGCGAUACCCUGCUCUUAUUCUUGUGAGACUCAUGCAGAAUACGAUUCGUACCACUGCGUUGUUAUUCUUCCUAAUGGUAAUUUCUCUUGCCACUACCUCGAACAAGAUCUCAAAUGUCCCGGUUGGUUUUAUUGCAAUCUCCCUCGGGCUCAACUGGCUCUUGAUGAUCUACUUUGGAGGGAUGCUGGGCCGUUACAAAGUGUGGCUUUAUCCUCUCAUGUUCCUCCUCAACCCAAUCUUCAAUUGGAUCUACAUGGUUUAUGGGAUCUGUACUGCGGGUCAGCGGACUUGGGGUGGUCCCCGCGCUGAUGCAGCAACGGCCGACGAAAACACUACACCACAGCAAGCCAUCGAGCAUGCGGAAGCCAGCGGCAACGACCUAAACAUUGUUCCCGAAAGCUUCAGCGCGCCAACCGUCUUGAGGAAACGAUCCGGAAAACUCCCGCUGCAACCUCCUGAUUCGAUCAAUGGCAGAUUUACCUCAACGGAGUCUCCCUCUGAGCCCGAUUACCAGGAGGAUGGCGGGGAUGGUCUCAGCCUUCACGAGUGGGAUAAUGAACACUCAAAUGUGUCACAACUUCCAAUGCAUCCGGAGAACGUAUCAGCUCCUUCGGAGAUGAGUGUAGAUUCAGACGAUGUCCCAAUCUCCUUGCCGCGACGCGUGGAGAGCAUCGUUGGUCUGAUGAACGCGAGGGAGAACCUCUUGGCAAAAGCAGAUCUGAAUGAAAAGGAAGAGCACUCUGACCUCUCUCAUACCAAGGACAUGGCCGGCCAAGUCUCUGACUCGGAUGAAAUGGAAACCACUAAGCAUCGAGCACUCGAUCCCGAGCUCAUUUCUACUCCAGUGCAGGGCGAAGCAGAUAAUGGAGCCGUCUACAAUGCUACCGCAGGCAUGAGAACCGGGAACAAUGCACAAACUUUGUCAGAAAUGCUGUCCACUCCAGCGCACGGUCUUUCUGAGGGAGUCCCAGUUACUGGACGACAUGCAAGCAGACUCAGCCGCCUGACUCGUUUGGGCUUUAUGAGGAUUGCGUCCACCGACAGAAUCGACAUUGAAUCUCAAACUCACAGUCAGCCCGCCUUUGGUAGAUCGACGAUGUCAAGUGGCGUCCCAGAUUCUUCUGAAGACACGCAGCCCAGAGGUCGCCGCCUAUCGAAAUCCGGGCCUGCCGGGAUUUAAGAGCUGAUGGAGAUGCAAGGGAAGGAUUAUCGCCAGGACAACUUCACAUCUAAUGGGAACAAACCAUUCGCGUCUUAAUCAAUAGCAAGGAACUGCACGCGCACGAAAUGUGUUGAGCUUUGUCGUAUAUGAAGGCAGGAAAAGCGAUCUUCUUCAGCAAGCAUCCAUAAUGGCACAGGAAUUUCUUUCUUUCUGAUUGACCUUUACUAUCUUCCACAGGCGUCUCUUAAUUACUGCGGCUGUAUUUGGC
Xylona heveae TC161 is the source of this 2708-nucleotide messenger RNA. Its product is annotated as glycosyltransferase family 2 protein. Gene Ontology annotation, cellular component: cell septum; cell periphery. Gene Ontology annotation, molecular function: chitin synthase activity. The record is from RefSeq and is a predicted model, not a curated record. NCBI's taxonomy places the organism in Eukaryota, Fungi, Ascomycota, Xylonomycetes, Xylonales, Xylonaceae. The transcript is spliced from 3 exons. Bases 254 to 2458 code for a protein of 734 amino acids.